AUGGGAACUUCAAAGCAUAGCAACUCGGCCGAGACAUCAAGCGAAGGAAUCGAUCAGCCGGAAAAGCUCAUAAGCAGUGGUGAUGAUAACGCCGGAAUUGGCCGUUCUUAUGAGUGUACUUAUUGUAAAAGAGGGUUCACAAAUGCUCAAGCUUUAGGAGGGCAUAUGAAUAUUCAUAGGAAAGAUAAAGCUAAGGCUAAGCAGAAAAACAACAACAACAAUCAUCAUCAGAAAGAUGAUCAUCGUCAUCAGACUUCUUCAAUAAGGAACAAAUCCAAUGAAGAUUAUGGUUCUUCUUCCUCCAUGCAAUUUGCACCAAAUAAUAAUUUCCAGGAGAAUCGAUCUUACAGCACAGCGAUGGCUGCUUACCUGAAUUAUCAGCUUUACUACCCUUCUUCUUUGAGCCCUAAUUCCAUAAAUGGUGAUCAGUUCUCUAGUACUUCUCCAAGGUCAUCAGCAGCCUAUCUCAGCAUGCAUGAAUUCCGUGUGGAUCAAGGCUUGAAUCUCAGUAUUAGCCCUCCAAAUAGCGCCGAUGGCGGUAAUAAUGUUGAAGUCGAUUUGGAGCUUCGUCUUGGCCAUCAUCCUUAA
This is a messenger RNA of Oldenlandia corymbosa var. corymbosa, 588 nucleotides long. Lineage: Eukaryota; Viridiplantae; Streptophyta; Magnoliopsida; Gentianales; Rubiaceae. The record is from the annotation of a GenBank genome assembly.